Salvia splendens (bonfire salvia) is the source of this 1065-nucleotide messenger RNA. RefSeq names its product phosphoglycerate mutase-like protein AT74H. Bases 43 to 885 code for a protein of 280 amino acids. The record is from RefSeq and is a predicted model, not a curated record. The transcript has 2 exons. Gene Ontology annotation, molecular function: catalytic activity. Lineage: Eukaryota; Viridiplantae; Streptophyta; Magnoliopsida; Lamiales; Lamiaceae.
UCAAGAAAAAAAAAGAACUCCACACACAAAUUUGAAACUAAAAUGCCGAGCCACCAAGAAAAGAUGAUUCAUCACUUCCCGCGGCGCAUCAUACUGGUGCGCCACGGAGAGAGCGAGGUGAACGAGGAUGAAGGCAUCCUCGAGCACGUCCCCAACCACAAGAUCAAGCUGAUCAAGAAGGGCGCCGAGCAAGCCCGGGCAACGGGGCGAAUGAUAAAGGAGAUCGUGUCGGAAGAGGAGGCGUGGAAGGUUCUUUUCUACGUCUCGCCUUCCAAUAGGACGAGGGAGACGAUGGAGGAGAUCAUCAGCCGGGGUGGAACGUUCGAGAAGAAUCGGAUCGUUGGAGUGAGAGAAGAGUGUAGGUUGAGAGAGCAGCAUUUUGGGAAUUUUCAGGAUUUGGAGGAGAGGAGGAAGAUUAAGAGAAGUAGGGUUAGGUAUGGGAAGUUCUUCUAUAGGGUUCCGGAGGGAGAAUCCAGUGCCGAUGUUUACGACCGUGUUUCGAGUUUUCUUGAAGGGCUAUGGAGGGACAUGGAAUCCAACAAAUUUGGAAAUGAGAUGAAUUUGAUAGUAGUCUCCCAUGGACUCACUAUCCUUCUAUUUUUAAUGAAAUGGUUCAAUUGGACUAUUAAUCAGUUUGAAGAGCUUGCCAAUCCAGCUAAUUGCGAAUACCGAGUCCUAGAGCUUGGCCCGGAUGGCGAAUAUAGUCUUGCUUCGUACCACCAAAUAGACGAGCUCAAAAAAUGGGGAUUAUCUGAUGAGAUGAUCGAGGAUCAAAUUAUUCGAGCUAGGGGUCUCCAGCCUUUUCUUGAUCGGAAGUGUCUCGUUGCGCCCACCGAUGAUUCAGCAUCGGACGACAGCCUCGGAUAUUAUUUCGAUGAGAAAUGAAUUGGGAAGUCUAGUACUUAAAAAGUACUAGGGCUUGGUCUAAAAGGUUUGAUGUUGGUUUAAUUCACUAAUAAUUGCUGUUAAUUUGUAUUUGUUCAUUUUUAUUUAUUUAUUGGUGGGUGUUUAUGAUGGUUAACAUUUUCAAUUAUUUUGUAGCAUUUAUAUCUUGCAUGAUGUUGU